Sphaerodactylus townsendi is the source of this 4014-nucleotide messenger RNA. RefSeq names its product solute carrier family 6 member 20 (gene SLC6A20). Gene Ontology annotation, biological process: sodium ion transmembrane transport. Lineage: Eukaryota; Metazoa; Chordata; Lepidosauria; Squamata; Sphaerodactylidae. The transcript is spliced from 11 exons. The record is from RefSeq and is a predicted model, not a curated record. Gene Ontology annotation, molecular function: L-proline transmembrane transporter activity. Gene Ontology annotation, cellular component: plasma membrane. The coding region runs from base 66 to 1844 and encodes 592 amino acids.
CCAGCCGGGCUUGAAGAGUACCUGAAGGAGUGACGGCAAAACCCAUUUCACUUCAGCCAGUGGAAAUGGAGAAGACCAGGCCAUUAUGGGACAACCCUUUCCAGUUUGUGUUUGCCUGCAUCUCUUAUGCAGUAGGACUGGGGAACGUAUGGAGGUUUCCUUAUUUGUGUCAGAUGUAUGGAGGAGGUGGAUUCCUAGUGCCUUAUUUAAUUAUGUUAAUUGUGGAAGGGAUGCCAUUGAUAUACUUGGAAUUGGCAGUGGGACAGCGCAUGCGUCAAGGAAGCAUUGGGGCAUGGAAAGCAAUAAGUCCUUACCUCUGUGGUGUUGGAAUUGCCAGCGUAGUUGUGUCCUUUUUCCUCUCUAUGUACUACAAUGUCAUAAACGCUUGGGCUCUCUGGUACCUCUUCCAUUCGUUCCAGGAUCCUUUGCCGUGGGCACAUUGUCCACUGAAUAUUAACCAGACUGAUUAUCUGGAGGAAUGUGAGAAGGCAUCGUCCACUCAGUACUUUUGGUACAGGAAAACCCUGAAUAUUUCUCCAUCCAUUGAGGAAAGUGGGAGCAUCCAAUGGGAGCAAGCAGGUUGUCUUAUCCUGGCAUGGCUGGUGGUCUAUCUGUGCAUUCUCAGAGGAACAGAGUCCACAGGAAAGGUUGUGUAUGUGACAGCUUCUUUGCCCUAUGCAGUCCUCAUCGUAUACUUAAUCAGAGGUCUGACACUCCAUGGAGCUGCAAAUGGACUGACGUACAUGUUUACACCAAAGCUAGAGCAACUGGCAAACCCCAAGACGUGGAUUAAUGCAGCCACCCAGAUCUUCUUCUCUCUGGGGCUUGGCUUUGGAAGCCUCAUCGCUUUUGCCAGCUACAACGAACCAAACAACAACUGCGAGCGACACGCCAUCAUUGUCUCGUUAAUCAACAGCAGCACCUCUAUCUUUGCCAGCAUUGUAACUUUCUCUAUUUAUGGCUUUAAGGCAACCUACAACUACGAGAGCUGCUUAAGCAAGGUGAUCUUGCUGCUUAUAAAUGCUUUCGAACUGGAAGAAGGAUCAAUAACAGCAACAAACCUUGAAGAUAUGAAAAGUUAUCUAGCGUCUGCUCAUCCCAGUGAAUAUGCAGAACUGUUUCCACAGAUAAGGAACUGCAGCUUGGAAGCUGAAUUAAAUACAGCAGUCCAAGGGACUGGAUUGGCAUUCAUAGUCUAUUCUGAAGCAAUCAAGAACAUGGAGGUCUCACAGCUGUAUUCAGUGCUCUAUUUCAUCAUGUUGCUGAUGUUGGGGAUAGGCAGCAUGCUGGGGAACACGGCAGCCAUCCUCACGCCUUUGACCGACAGUGAAUUCCUUUCAACCCACUUGCCCAAAGAGGUGAUCUCAGGUGGUGUGUGUUUUGUGAACUGCGUCAUUGGCCUUGUGUUCACCCUUGAGGCUGGUAGCUAUUGGUUCGAUAUUUUCAAUGAUUACGCAGCUACUUUGUCCUUGCUUCUCAUUGUCUUAGUGGAAACCAUUGCUGUUUGUUACGUUUAUGGGCUAAAAAAAUUUGGGGAAGAUCUUCAUGUGAUGAUAGGCCAUAAACCAAGUUGGUACUGGAAGAUACUGUGGGCUUUUGUUAGUCCUGUGCUAAUUGUAAGCCUAUUUAUAUUUUACAUCACAGACUACAUCAGCACAGGGACCCUGAGGUACCAAGCAUGGGAUGCAACAAAGGGUCAACUGGUUACAAAAGAUUAUCCCAGUAAUGCUCUAGCAGUUAUUGGGUUGCUUGUGGCAGCAUCCACUAUGUGCAUCCCCCUGGCUGCAUUAGUAACUUUGAUCAUAAAAAGAAUAAAGAGGGGAAAUGCAUUAACUGCCGAAUGACCGUUGACAGCUGGAUUUAAGAGAACUUCAAGAACAGCUGCAGCUUCUCCAGUGCACUUAGAAGAGUCCUGCAGAUACUACCAGCAAUGAUUAAACAUGCAGAAUUUGGGGACUGUCAAACCAAACUACCCUCCUGGCAGCUUCUGUACUGGCUCACACAAGUUGUAGCUGACAGUGGUUCGAGAUGGUCUUGAAAAGGUCAGUCUGGAGAAUGACAACUUUCAAGAAGACAAUCGGUUUUUACAAAGUGGUAUACACUGACCAAUUUCAUCUGCCUGUGUAAGACUUUCUUUGUCUUUGUGGAAGUUUGUUUCUUUUGUAUCUCUAGUGCUUGGAAGAAAGGCUUGGAAAUCAGGAAAACUGCACUGUGUGGGCUAAUGUGGAGUCAAGCUGUGCAUCAUACAUAACUACAAGUUAUUUUUACAGUUCAUGGAAGGUAUAUUCCUGAUAGAUCCUAGGAAAUUUCUGUAGAAUUUGCAUUGCUCACCACUGAGUUAUCAAUAUUCGUAAGUACAGCAUUAAGAUAUUUCAAGUGAUAUGAAGUCAACAGCAGUUUCCAGAAUGUGAUAGGCUGUGGGAAAUCCUGCAAUAACUUAGCUUUGGCUGCCCAGCUACACUGUACAACACCAACCUAGACAGGUGGGACAUGACAGAGGGGUAACCCAUGUCCCCGGGCACAACUAAUCUGGUCCUGUGAGGGACGCGAAAUUGGUCCCCCAUGAGAUCAGAUAGUUGUCGGCCCUGUCCCUGUGUAGCCCUGCCCCCACAUAGCCCCAACAAUGGUGUGAGCGGGGCCAAGGGAGCCCGAAGAUGACGUCAUUGGGGCUACAUGGGGGGGCAUCGGGGCUCCACAACCCGCAGGGAGGGGCACCUGGAGGUUUUGUUCCCUGGCACCAAUUCCACCCCAUACACCUCUGUUCUACUCUGUAGCUGGGAUAGAGGGACUGUACUUGAUGCUGGAUCAUAGAGACAGAAUGGGGCUGCUGUUGGUUUACUGUUCACCCUACUGCCCAACAACAUCCCUGUCCAAGCUGAUGGGGGCACUCUUGGAGAUGGUAUUGGAGGCUUCCAAGACUUGGAGGUCUUCAAUCACCAUUUUUAGGAUGACUCAUUCUCAUUUUCUUGGGAACUCAUGGCCACAGUGACAACCACAGGGCAGUCUGAGUACAUCUUAGGCCCAACACAUGCAGCAGGACACACCCUCAACCUGAUUUUUGUCACCAAGUGGGCAGGGAGUGAUCUGUUAGUGGGGGUGGGGGGUAUGUUAUACAACCAUUGUAAUGGACAGAUCAUUAUCUGGUGAAAUUUGAGACUGUUCGUCCACUGCAGGCUCAAUCCAUUGUAGUGGUCCGCCCUUGAAGCAAGAUGGGAUCCGAUGGAUUUCUUAUGGUUCAAGGGGAUUUCCCAGCUGACAUGUCUGGCACUCCUGCUGUGGCCUUAAUCUCCCUGUGGAGUGGCAAGAUGCAAAUGGCCAUGGACACGAUCCAAGGUGCCCUUGCUCAGCCUAUGGAUCCCAGAGGUCCCCAGGGUAUACUGUGGAACUGAGGGCAGUGAAGAGGAAAGGGCCAAGGUUAGAGCACAGGUGAAGGAAAUCUCUGUGCGAAUUGGACCAGACAUGGGUAAGAACUCAUAAGAGCUCAUCAUCAGGCCUACCAGGUGGCAGUGGUGAAGAAGGCUGUUUUCUCUGCAAUCACUGCAUCUGCAAGUAGCAGUUCAGCUGAGUUGUUCUGGGUGGUAAAUGGGCUGCUUCUCAGCACUGGGAAAGUAGUGACGAUGCCUUCCCUGGGAUCCAGCUGUGAAGCAUUUGCUAGGCACUCCCAGGAUAAAAUUGCUCACAUUCUCAGAGAGAUGGACUCCAACAGGAUGAGUGUUCCUAUGGAGGUGUCCCGGGAUUAGUUUCAAUUACUGACACCUGAGGAUGUGGACAAGUUACUUGUAGGAAUCCGACCCAUGGGCUGCACCCAGGAUCGUGGCGAAUUAAAACUGGCAGGGGGUGGGCCAUAUUGGUCCAAGAGAUGGUUAAUGCCUCACUGAGAGGGGGAGUGGCCCCAUCCGCCUUGAAAGAGGUUGUGCAGAAGCAUGCCAUCUAUAGGGACAUGGGGUCACCCAUGUCCCUGGGCGCUCGGGUUUUGGUCACAUGACCAAAUAGCGUGUGCCCCAGCCACAACCA